AUGGGCUCUGGCGAUGUGAUGGACUACAGCACCUUUUUGCAAUGCAUGGGAAUCUUUCGCCAUAUAACAGUACGAGUUAUAUACCUCUGUUGUAUCUGCGGUGUUAUUCGACUGAGAAGUAGACGUCCAUCACCUGUCGCAAUGUGGUUGCCGUUCUUUCGGCUCAUUGUGUUGCCAUAUCGGCGAUACUUAAGGCCGUCGUACACGCAAAGACCCCUAGCCUCAUCUGUUCUUCGAUCCUACAUUCGAAAACGGGGUCAUCCGAGUUGGACGUCGUACUUUGUGGAAUACAGGCAAGUGCAAGAUGAUCACUUUGCCGAGAAACACUUCAAUUUCGAAGUCGAUGGCCACAACUACCACAUUUUGAGGCAAGUUUACGCUUUCGUUGUUUUCGAAAUAAAACGUGUUGUGCUGAUAUCGUCUUCUUCUGAAAACUACUUCUAUUUUUUAAUGUAUUUGAUUGCUGGACUUUUGUAA
Messenger RNA from Necator americanus (New World hookworm), 477 nucleotides. RefSeq lists its product as uncharacterized. Bases 1 to 477 code for a protein of 158 amino acids. The transcript has 5 exons. Lineage: Eukaryota; Metazoa; Nematoda; Chromadorea; Rhabditida; Ancylostomatidae. The record is from RefSeq and is a predicted model, not a curated record.